GCACUUGCACUUAUUCGACGCGAAAUUUGUCAAAUCUCUCGGUUUUUUGUUUGUUAUUUUUUUUACACCAGAAAAAGUAAAUAAUAUUAAGCAAAAAAGUGUGCAUGAAAACAAAUAAAUUCAUGAGAGUGGAGACCGCAAAAAGGUGUAUUCAGUUUUAAAUACUGAUUCAGCAAUGGAAUUCUAAAGAAAAGAACACCCAUAACAACAAAAAACAACAUCCUUACCAAACUGCAAAUACCGGACAAAAGUCAACAAAGUUUAACAAUUUGUUGACCCAAACGAAGACGACCCCUCUAAUUUAAUAAAUUAGAAAAAAACAAUUCCCAUAAAAUACUAUUAUUUAAAGAAACAAUCAAAUGCCGCGUUAAUAAUUUGCAUCAAAGCAAAUUACAUAAUACAGCAAAACCAAAAUUCACAUUUACAUUAUGAUUUACUAAAAGGGGAUAUAAUAAUAUAAUAAACUAAUGCAAAACAUCUUAUAAAUUCACAUCAGGCACCCGAACGUUAAAAAAUUAUUUAAAACCACAAAAAAAAAUCAACUUGCAGUAAAUUGUUCUCUUUUCUCGCUAUCAAAGAGAUUAAUACGCACUUGCAAUAAAUAAUAAUUAAAUUUAAAGAAGAUCAUAUUAAAAAUUUUACUACGCACAUAAAAUUUGAAUUCAUAUUCAUAAAAAGGGAGCACUUGAGGAAAUUUUAAUUUUCAAACAACAAAACUAACACAAUAACCAACAAACAUGUGCGCCACUACCAUUAAUAUGUUUCUUCUAACUAAUUUGGCUUUUAGUGCUAAUGCACAAUUAAAACAUGAAUAAAUCAAACCACCAUAAGCAGCAAGUAGGCCAGCAGCGUCUUACAGGGCGCCCAAAUCACGCGGCCAAAAAAUCCAAUUUCAUCGUUGCCGAAAUUGGAUUUAAUCACUUGAUCACUGAAUGACAUCGUUUUUAAAGAAUUCUAAGGUAUGAAGUAUCCCCAGCUUGUAUCAACGCGUGCGGUGAACGCCAUCUCUGAUUGGUUAGUGUCAAGAUUGGAGCAAUUAGGCGUUGAGGCACCUCUCAUAUAUUCUAGACUUCUAUUAUCUCUCUUGCAAUCGUCUGUUCAAAUAAAUGAUCCCAUUGAGUUCAGCAAUCUAGAAACAUUUUUAGCUAACCGAAAGGGCAACAGCAAAAGAUAUCCACCUUGCGACACGGACACUCUAAGGAAAAUAACAGCAGUCCAAUGUUUAAUGGAAAUUGUCUCUUCGGAACAAGAGAUUACAAAUAUUGAAAGCCUUGUGGAUGAACUAUGUGAGAAGUUAAUUGAUAUUGAGAAACAAUCAACAAGUCUAGAAGAGGAUGACGAUUUGCAAAUUGCAGAAUCAGCACUUAAAACAACAACAACAAACCAUUCAUUAUCAUCGUUGAAUACAAAAAACGAAGAACUAUUAUCGAACCCUGCGGCCACAACAGAAAGAUCAUCAAAAAUCAACGACAAAACCAAAGCAUUGUCAGCAGUUACAAGGAAGGCAAAACAACAACUUGCUUCCGAUGUCGAGGAUCCUCGUAAACGCUAUUAUAGAGCAUUUCCGGCUCUCUCAAAGGAAAUGGAAGAUUCGAUUGGACUCUUAAGGCGUAAUACGAAAUCACUAACAUGGCCAGUGGAUAGAAAAAUUAAUUCAUCUAUAAAGAAUAUAACUUCCAAUUUGAAUUCCAAUUCAAGUGCAGCCAUAGAUACAAAUUCUAAAAUAACUAUUUGUGCUGACGGUGGUAGUCCAUCGGUGUUGUUGGAUAGCUCACAAGGAGGAGAUCGCGAUAUUGUACUGUGUAAUACAGCUGGGGUGAAGAGAAAAUCAAAACGUCGACGUAAUCAAGCACUGUCCAAGGGAAAAACGACUGCUGGUAAUAAUAUACGAAAACACUCAUACUGUGGUGGAUCUAGCUCACCAACUUGGGAUACUGACUUUGAAGGUUCUUGGGAAAUGGGAAGAGAUCUUAUCAAAGAAUUUAUUGUUAAGCAAAAUAACCGUAAUCGUAGCACCUCGGAGAGUGCAGCUUAUAAUAUGGCAAUUGGUGGUUGUGGCAACAACAGUGUCGGCGGCGGCAGCGGUGCAUGUGAAACUUCUAAUGAAAUUCAUGAUAAAGGCAAAAAGUCAAUAGUAAUUGAUAAAGCUAAUAAGGAUCCAAUGGCUACCGAAGGCGAAGGGCAGCAAACAAGAACCAUCAAUAAAAAUAAUAUUGAAUUGGCUGAGGUAUUAGCCGAUCCGUGUGUAGUAGAAGUAUCAUUGUGCGAAAAUAUUGUCGAAAAUUCGAAAUCUGACGAUACGUCUGAUAUGACCGAAGGAUCUUUGAGCACAGCUCGUCGCUUGUACGAACGUGAUAUCUCAAAUGAUUCGCUUAACGAGCAAAACCUCCUUUCCAAAAAUCAUUUGUAUCAUCAUCAAAAUCAUCAUGAAAUGUCGUCAGUCUCUUUAUCGGAGCAAAAUGAUUUUGCUCAGUUUAAGGCAAAGUUCACUAGCAGUGUCGAGGCACUCUGGAAGACUUCUGAUUCAAGUGAAAGCGUAAGUGCCAGCACCAACGUCAGCAACAGCAGCAGCAACAAUAACCAAUCAUUGUUGCAAUCGAACAUUGUAACUGAUUCCGUAGCUUCGGUUGCUCCGACAAGAAGUGAAGAUUUGAAAAACUUCUGGACCAACUACUAUAGCCAUCGUUACGAUGUCGAUAAAUGCAAAGAUGGUUUUGAAAAAAAGUCAAGCACUAAGGUUUUUUCAGCAAUUGGAAGUAUACCUCAAAAUGAUGGUCAAAAUAACUAUUUUUCAAUGCCCAUUAUGAGCAGUGGAGGAGAUGAUUUUGACAAGUCUGUUGGCGGGAAGAGAGCUGGUGGUAAAACUUCGCCGAUUGGUGUAUUUUUGCAGAGCACAAUAUGGUCAGAGAACUCCAACGCAAGUUACCCAGAUACCGAUGAGAGUUUCUUUAUGAAGGUUUUUAAUUCAACAACUACAAACCAAAAACCACAAGAUCAGAAGAUGGACAUUUCGGGAACAGAAAAAUCAUACUUUUAUCCAUACCAAGCAUCAAAAUGGUCUGAAGGUAUUAACGGCGUACCACAUGUCAGCACAACUGCUCCGCUUCACUGUAUUCAACAACCACAACAGCAACAUCAGCCAUUGAUUGUAACUUCUUCAUCAUCCUCCGCAUCUAUUUCUGCAAUGGAUCAUUCCGCACGCAGCUGCUAUAAUACUGAUGUUGCCGAUUCAACACCAUCUUCAUCCUCAUCCUACAUUGGUGGUAAUCCAAAUUGGCAUCUUGCUGCUGGAAACAAUCUCCAAGCUGAUAUAAAAUCUUGGAACUCAUCUAAUCCAACAUCGCUGACAGAAUUGUAUGGUGGCGGCGGUGGAGGUGGCAGUAUCGUUAGCUGUGGCGCUGGCGGCGGUGGAGGAACUCUGAUUGCCUCCUCUUUGGGUAAGAAAAACUCUUGUAAUUUCGACAGGAAUGCUGGUGUUAGUUCGUCAUCGAGUCCAAGUUCUCUUAACAUUACACUGGUCAACCAUUCGGCCAAAAGCAGUGGUUUUCUAGCAUACUCACGCAUCAAAUCUUAUGCCAAACUAAUCGACGCCAAACCAAUCGCCAAGUGGCAGAAACCUGAAGUGGAUUAUCAUCAUCGCCUCGCCUCGACUACACCAGAUGAUGAAAACCUUUUGACAUCAGAAAGGACUCAUUUUCAUCCUAUUAAAAUGAGCUAUGCUGAUGGGCAUACCUUUGAGAUCUCCAGUAAUCUGGAUGCCGUGGAUUUUGAACGCUCUGACAGUGGAUAUUUGUACCUAGAGUCAGAAAGGUAUCUGGAAUACACUCGUUCAGAUACCCUUGCUGAAGAAGACAGUUCGGUAGCAGGUCAUUACCAACAAUCAUUGAGUUCAAUGAGUCGUGAGUGCACAUCGUCCGUGACUUCUACAAAGAGUUCACAGUCAGAGUUCUUGAUUCGAUUUCGCGUCAGAAAUACUGACCAGGCAUGUCAAACUGAUUCGAAUGUCAUUGGUUCAAAUGCUUAUCGGACUCCGCUUGGUUAUCAAUUAGCCGCCUCUUCGAGUCAUUUAGCGCUACAAACUUCUUAUAACUCGCAACACGGAGUCGAAGAAGAUGACGAGGAUGAAUGGAUGGACAUCGGAUGCAUCGCUUCCAACACUAACAACACAAAAGAAGAUGAUGAAUGCGUUAGCAUGGACCAGUGGUCAAUGGUCGAAAUCACUAAAAAAUGCAUGGAUAAUAACAAUGCGUCCCACACUCUCUGGGGUAUGUGCCCUGCUUGUAAUAGUGAUAUUAAGUCUAAUCCGGCUAAUCGUUUGCUCAAAGCCGAACUUAAUGUGGAGGGCGAUAAAAUAAUGUCCGACUUGAGAUACAUGCAGGACUUAUACAUUGGUAGCGACUGGGAUGAACAAAAUUGUACCCGUGACGAAGCCGAAGAUGACGAUGAUACCGAUUUGGAUGCUGAGACCAUUCGUGACUGUGAAUUCUAUCAGGCCAUGUCAACCCCGGCCGGGUGUGGCGAUAUGGAAGAAGAAGAUCAGCAACAAAAGGAAAUCCUUUAUAAUGUGAAUAAAUUUAUUGCAGACCUAUUACGACCAGAAAAUGCACAAUCCUUUGUCAAUGCCUUGGGUGGUGUCGGUGUAGGAUGUAUCGGUGGUCGGGGUUGUUAUGGGGUUUCUGGUGAUGGCGGUGUUUACGUUGGUUCUGAAAGUGGUGGUGUUAAAGUUGAUGGUGUAAAUGAUGAAAAAUAUAUCGGAGGCUUGUGGAAUUCAGAUGAAAAUAUCAUCUGGAAGAAGGAAUUUAAUCCAAUUGAUAUAUUCUCGCGAUUUAAUAAUAACAAUAAUUAUACAUUCUUGGAUAAACUAAAUUGGGAGUAUUCGAAUUUAGCCGAAAUAUGGGACAAGGCAUCGCCUGAAAAAACUCUAAUAUCUAACGAAGUUGCGACUGCAAAAAAAGAGGAUCUAGUUGACGAGGAAACCAAAGACCAUCAAUCCGCCACCACUACCAACCUAACAGGAGCAAACCCGAAGGACGAUGAAGAAAACAUCAAGAUCUCUUGCAGGAAUAUGAAAAAUCUCCUCAAAUCAUCAACUAACAUCUUACAACCAAGCGAGAAUACGGCUAUAUUUGAAAUAAACGAGCGCCGCUUGAAUGACUCCAAACGUAUGCAGUGCUUUUUGAAUUCAAAUAAGUUCAAAAUUUCGAACCGCUUCGAUCGCAAACGACGUCAUUCAGCAUCACAAAACGUUUGCUCCUCUUCUGCUUUGAACAACAACAACAACAACAAUGCCAGCUUUAAUAACAACAAUAGCAGUUUUUAUGAUAAUAACAAUUCGAAAUUCACACUUGCAUCACCCGAUUCUUCAUCGACAUUUUUACUAAACACCACACCCGGCAACACCACCAACGCUAACAUCAAUACCAUCACCAACAUUAAAACCCCAUCAAAGGCAACAAACAAGGAUACGUUUACGGAAUACGACAGGAAUGUUAUGACGCGCAAUGAUAACGAUGACAACGACAAUGACCAACAGUACUACAGCAAUGAUGAAGAUGAUGAUCAACGAGAUAACCAAUCAUCACAGCAGCAAGCAACAAUUAUAACCUGUAAAUAUUGGACUACCAUGCAACCGAUCGUCAACAACAACAACAAUAAUAAUAGCAACAAUGGCGGUGUUGAAAUCGUCGCAGGCGAAGCAAAUGAUUGUUCACAAGCGCCAGCUGAUUCGUUCUUUAUUGACAAAAAUUCACAAUUCAUUGAUGGUUUGCCAUCGAUUACUUUGAAUACAUCAUCUAUUUUAAAGCAUGUUACAUUGGUUUCACGUCCAUUGACGCGCUAAAAGAUUCAACCCGUUUUAUAACUCUCCUUUAUCAUCAUCAUCGACUGUAAAAAGGGGGCUUAUAAAUUAUAUUCGAAGAAAUUGUGUGUAAGCCAAUACUGUUUUUGUUUUCUAUCUUAACAGCAAACACUAAAAAAUAAUAGUGCAUAAUAUUAUAGCUUUUUUGUUGUCUAUUUAAUAUUUGGAGGUUUUCUUGAGCAAACAAUUGCUAUUUGAAAUUUACUACAGAAAAAGCCACUGCUGGGCUUUUAAAGAGCAACUCCCGUUGAUGUGUUAUAAGAAAAAACUUGUUAAAGUAUUAAAACAUUUUGACUCUACUGUAUACAAUUUUGAAUAAGUGCAUUGUUUUCGAGAUGUUUUUUUUUCUCAAAAGCAAACAUUUAGUGGACCACAUUUUUUAGUUCAAUAAAUGUUUGAAUCAAGGCACUAGCAGUAGCAAUUGUUUGCUCUUAAAUUCAAGCUCAAUUCUCUUAAAAUUUCUUUGUUAUUUUUUAUGGAUCAUUUGUUGUGAUUCAAGUUUUCUUUUUCAUUACAGUUUUAAAUGUUAUGAAGUUUUCUACAAUAACUCAUGUCAAACUUUAAGUCUGGCACAAUGUAAAAAAAACUUAUUUAUUAUUGUUUUUUUUUUUCAAAUAAUCAUCUACAACAUAACAGUGAGUUAUUCUGUUUUGCAAGGAACUGAUACGAGUUUUUUAUAAGUAGUUUUCAAAUUUGUCAUUUUUCGUUAAGAACACUGUAACAUAAAUUACCCACAUAGUCUCGCUUUUAUGUUGUAGAUGUGACUCCGUUUUGAAUCUAUGAAUUUUCAAGUAAUGCUUUUGUACAAAACAACAAUAAAUUAUUAAUUUUCUUUUGUUAACUUCUUAUUUGGUGAUAAUGCUAUUAAGAAAGAAAUCAACCGAGCGGCGCUAGGGUUGCUUUUAAAGUACAUUUCGAUUAAAUAAUUAAUACGCAACAUAGCUUAAGCUCAUACACACAUGCAUAUACACAUAUCAACAAAAAAAAGAAAAAUAAUAUUAACAUAUUAUUGUGUAAAGUUUUCUUUGUAGUAUUUAUAAAAUAUCUUCAGCGUUUUGUUUUUUUUUAUUUACUGUAAAUUAUUAUUUUUUUAUAUUUUUUUUUUUUGAUUUAUCUAAAAUAUUACUUUAUAAAAUAUAUGUAUAGAGAAAAUGUAUUAUUUAUUUAAAAGAAGGUUUAUAACUCUUUUUGAAGAUUUAUAUUUAUAUCUAUUACAUAGUUUACUAAAAGAAAAGCAAAAUACUCUUCUGAAAAUCCUUAUUAAAAUAAAAAAAUAAUUGUGGUCAUUAUGUAAGCAUCAAGAGAAUACAAAUUAUUCAAAAAAAAAGUCUUAAUAACAACAAAAAAAAGUAAAAAAAUUAUCAAAGAAAUGUAAAAAAAAUACUAUCAAUAACCACCAUCCCUAUUCAAUUACCAUUUCAUUUCAUUUUUUUUCUUUCUCCUUGUUAUUGAUAUUAAUCUAUCCUUCUUCUCUAAGCAAAAAUCAAAAACAAAAAAAAAUGUUAUCUCGUUAUUAUGGUCCUUGCAAAAUGAAAGUCAAUAUUUUGUUCUUGUUUUGUUGAAGUUAAAAUCUAUAUUUUCAAUUAAAACACUUUCUAUUCUUCAAAACAAACACAAAAAAUAGUUUUUAUUUCUUAUAUGCUGUAUGUUUACUGUUUUAGAUUUAUAUUUUUUAGAUUUAUUAUUAUGUAAAACAAUUCAUCGAAACAGGAAUUAUGGAACAAAUUUUGGCGUUCGCUCUUAAUUGGAUAACAUUGUAAAAAAAAACAGGCAUAUGUAGUUAAAAAGAUUAGAAGUGUCAUAGUCUUAUGUUUUCCAACAAACUUCAAACAUUUUAAGAGAACAAAUAUUGAAAAUCGAACAGCAAGCGGAUGUUUUGAUCUUACCAACGACCUUUGAGUUAAAGCUGAAAACUUCUUAAUAAUCCCCACUGAAACCCCGAAAGUGAAAAUAAAUUAAACAUUUGCCUUUAAAAUUCAAACAAUAAGUGGGUAGGUGAAUAAUAAUAUAAACAUCCCAUUGUCAAGCUGUGGUGAGUCAUUUCGAUAAAAAACUGAUAAUUAUUUCAGUUUUUUUUUAUUUUCAUUUUUAUUUGUUUUAGUAACUGAUUGGAUAUUUGUGAUGCAUUACGAUAGCCAGUCUUGAAUUUUUUUUAAAUUAAAACGACAAAGAGAGAAAAGAUAGAAAUGAAAUAAUUAAUUAACACAAAAUUAGUUGAGAAUUUCAAUGAAAACUACGAUCAUGAUGUGGAAAGAAUUUGGUUGACAAAAAAUUGUCACAUCAUAACUUGGUACUAUUCACCAUAUAAAGAUCGCAAACAAUUAAAGAAGAAAGAAACAUAUAUUAUAAACUAAAUUCAUUUUUCUCAGUAUUGAGUCCAAUACUUAAGCAUUGAGUGAGCUAGUGUAGUAAAUACAUUGGGUCUUGAGUGCUUAAACUACAGAAAAAAAGCUUCAAUACUUUAAUAUAUGUUUAAUAUCCAGUUAUGAGAAAAGAAAACAAAUCUUAGCAUUUUCGUCCAAGAAUUCUUCUCUUAAAUGUACACAAGAUGUUUGUCUGCCCUUGCUAUUUUGCUCACGCUUAAUUUGCAUAACUGACGUAGACAAAUUGAUUUCUGAAGCACACACUUUUGUACGAAGUCAAAUAUUGACGUUGUGAUGAUUUAUGAUAAUGCUGGCAAUCAACCAAAACGGAAUGAGUAAACUCUCACCUACCCAAUGGAAAUGUCAGCCAAAUAUUUAUACAAUGGUAUUAUAAUGAUCAAAUUUAACAUCUUCAGCAAGUUUCUUUUUGAUAGAGAUGUUCACUGACUUCGGAUCAUUUAUAAAAUGAAGUCAUGUAACAUUUUGUUAGUCUUGUAAUAAGCGAAGUGUAAAUAGAAACACACACGAAAUUAAAUGUUUAAUCUAUAACAUCAUUGCCUAAAUAAAGCUGUUUUGCGACGUAUUGGUCAAACAUCGUGUCAAGAAUUUUAUAUUGAUUCAGAUUUAAAAUCAAUUAUAAAACUGUUACAUAAAAAUCAAUGCUAGUUAGUGCUAUAAAUUUACACUUUGUGUCAUGUGAUGUCAAUUCAAUAUUUAUGUAGACCUUCGGAGGAAAAGGGAAAAAAAUAAAUUAAAAUACAAUUUAAUUUUACAUAAACAACUAAAAAGCUAUUUUAUAAACUCAAAAGAAUCAUUUUUUAAGCUAGUCAGUUAAAUUAUUUUAUAAAUAAUUACGAUUCUUUUGCUUAGUUGUUGUUAUCAAUUUUAUGCUUGAUAAAGAAACAAAAAUCGAAUUGCAUUGUCUACAACUGAAGGAAAGGAAAGGAAGGUCACAUAAAUUAUGCUGGCAAUAUUACUUUGAAUUUCAUUUUACAAGAAAUACAAUAUAAAAAAACAUUUGAAUGGCCAAUACGUUCUAAGAACUACAAACAUUUCAUUUUAAAGUGGUGAAAAAUUUCACUAAAUCCAAAAUAAUAGUAACUAAAAACAUUUUACAAUCGGUUAUCCAUAUGUAUUCGAAAACCAUGUCAAUCAAUUUGAAAUUUCAUUUUAAAUUGCAAAGAUUUCAGAGAGGCAACACCGUUUUUUUGGGGAAAAGAAUGAUUUAUUGAAGAAGAAUGAUAAGGUCCGUUAUUUGUUCUAAUUUAUAGCUCUUAAACUCGAGAAAACGUAAAUGUUAUUAAAAAAAAGUUCAUCAAACAAACAACACAAAUAUAAAAUAUACAUGUUUGUCUAAAAGAGACUUCAGAUGCACAAUAAAAAUUUAGUUUGCUAACUUAUUUUUGAUUGAAAUACUAUUUAAACAUAAAAAUACUAUCGUUGCGUAUAUCUCCACAUUUAUUGUCGGUAAGAAAAGGGAAUUAAAUUUUUUUCAAAAUGCUUGCAAAUUCAUUUUUAUCGUAGAUAAUUUCAAAAUAUCAAAGCUCAAUGCCAUACUAGGAAAAGAGUUAUUACUAAAAUUUAGUUUGAAAUUAAAAAUGUUGAAUUAACUAAUUGCAAUGUUUUUGUCACUCGAUUUCAUGUAAUUUAAUACCAAAUAAACUACAGCACCUCAACAUUACAAGUGCCUUCAAGUAAAAAAGUAUUGAGUUGUUAUUAUUUAAGCUACAAAGCUCAACAUAAACCCUUAAAAGAAAAAAAUAAAUAGCUUACAAAUCGGUAUGGGUAAAAAUGUUUUCAACAAUAAGAAAAAAUUGGAAAUAUUAGUAUUUCUAUAUAUUUUUUUUUAAAUCAACAUCUCUUGAUUAAACUAUUAAUAUAAAAAAUAUUAUAUAAUAAACUGAUGAUUGCAACUUUAAUAAAAUUAAAUGUAUGACAUAUUGUUUGCGUCCAUUUAAAUCUUUCGAGCAGCCGUAUUCUAAUUGUUAUUUAUAUUGUUAAAUUCAACUUUCCACAUUUUCAAAGGCCGAAGCACCAAAUUUUAAACAUUUUUGUUUGUUAAAUUUAUCAAUCUAAUUUAUCUUUUUUUAAAUUGAAAAUUUAAUGCUAAUAUAUUCACAAUUUCUUAAAACUAUUUAAAAUCAACAGGAAUUUCUAUUAACAAUCUUUUAUGCUAACAUCAAAACCACGAUUAAAUUUUUUUGUUUCAAUAAUGUUAAUUUCAAUUUGUUUUCUUUUUUUUCUUUUUUGUUUUAAUCUACGUUUAAAUAAUAUUGCUGUUUUUUUUAAGAAAAGAAAAUUAAAACAUUUUUUUAUAUAAUAAAAACAAAAAUAUACAUGUGCAAUCACACUCUUAUAUAAAAUACAUUAAUUUCUAACUAAUUUUAAAUAUUCUAUUAUGUUCGUUAUUAAUGUUUAUAAAAUAUACAAAACUAUAAUUAAAAACAAAAUAUUAGGCCCUUUUUUGUUUCUUGUUGUUUUAUAUUUUUUUUUGUUACAUCAUGGAAAAGUAAUAUUAAAAUGAAUAGUUUUAAUUCAUAAAUAAUAAAUCACCCAUAGCAUAUACACAUACAUAUAAAUAAUUUAAAAUUUGUAUUGAAAUAGAAUUGCUCAUUCAAGACACAGACCCAUCAUCAAAAACCUUCGUUUAAUUUGCAACGACAAAUUGUUUGUAUCUAUGUGAUUGUUUAUUUUUUAAAGUAAGAAAUGAGAUCCAUAGAAGAAUUCUGAUCAAAUUUGGGUUCAGUGAGGGGGGUGAAUUACUUCUUAAAAUUAAAAAAAUAUAUUUGUAUAUAAUUUGCUUCUUGAAAGUUACAAAUACUGAGUAAAAAAAAAAGAAUCAAUUGUAAAAGUUGUAACUUAAAUUACUGUUUGAGUCUAAUGACUUAUUUAUUUACAAUCCGUACUCAAACAUGAACGAAUAGAAAUUGAAGAACAAAAAAACAAAAACAAAUCAAAAUUCUGUAAUCCUACAUUCUGCUUGCUAUAUUAGUUAAUUGCACAUUUUCAUAUUUGUAUUGUUAAUAUUUAAAAAAGAAGAAAGUGCAGAAUAAAAGCAGCGAUUUCAAAUAGUUUAUUAAAUAUCAGAAAAUAGAACAUUCAAUAAAAUAUAAUUUUGCACGUAUAACUAACUCACUUCAUUAAAAAAUACCUUUAAUUUUUGUUUUAUUUUCUUUAAAUAGUAAACAUAUUAUUUUGUAAGAAACAUCAGUUUUUAGUGUAAAUAUUAUUUAUGCAAACUUAUUUCAUUUAAUAACAAAAAAAACAGUACGUGAGAAAAUUUUAACUUAAAAUGCAAAUAAAAAUGAUGUCAUACAAAAAGUAUGAACUUUUACAUAGAAAUACAAAAUUAAAAAAAAAACUGUACAAAUAAUAAUUGAAAGAAAAAAAUAAGCAUAGAUAUGUAUAUGAAAAACCUAUUUUCUUUGCCUUUUUGAAGAAUAAAGAAUAAAUUUGUACUUGUAUAAUUUUAAAAUUAGCUUCUUGUGUAGAUAAAACAUAAAUAUUUUUAAAUUGAAACAACAAAAAAAUGAAAGAAGAACAAAAGUGGAACAAAAACUGAGUAAAUUAUUAUACAUAUAACAUAAUACAGCAUACAAAAAAGAAAAAAAAAUAUACAUAAAUAAUUUACCAACAAAAGUGUAUAAUAGAUAAAAAUAAUAUAAAUUAAUGAAGAAUUAUCAAAUAAAAAAAUCUUGUUUGUAUAUUUAAAUGAAAACAAUAUAAUAACAAAAAUGUUUAGGAUAUAGAAAUUUGUUUAAAAAAUAUCCUGGACGUGAUAAUUAUUAUGAUUUGAUAGAAAAAAAAAAACAAAACUUAUAAUUUUAACUUUUAUUUAUAUAUAAGAAACAAUUAAACAUACAAAAUAAAUCACCAACACUUAUAUACAAAACAAAAAUUUUCAAACCAAUUACGAAAUCAAGGACUGUAAUUGAAGUUCAGCCACAAAUAUGCAGACAAACAAUUAUACGUUUCGUGAUUAAAACUUUUAUCCACAUAUAUCUCUUACGUCUUUACUUCGGAUUAUUUAAUUAGGUGGACAGAGUUCCGAAAUUCAAAAUUCAAUAAAAAUCCUAAGUCCCAAAAAAUUCAGGAUCCCUGUUUACACAAACAUACAUAAAUUAAGUGUUAUGCGUCACUUAUAAACCUAGAGGUUUGCCUGGUCUGUAAAAUGAAGAACAGAUAUGGCUGUUUAUUUAAAAACGCAUGUAUAAAUAAAAAGAUAAACAUUUCUUCUUAAAUACUAGUCCAACACAAUUUCAACUAAAUAAAACCAUAAAAAAUGUAGAAAAGAACACAAAAUUGCGAAAAUCCGAAAUCCCGAAAUCAUUGUAAAAAUGUUAAUGUUUCCAAUGUAGUACAACUCAAUAAUAAAAUACACCUUUUCGAAUAUUUUAUUGUGGGGUUUCUGGAUUCUGGGAUUUUCUGUUCUUCGAUUUUAAGGAUUCUGACCCCAACCAUGUUUGUGUAUAGCUGAAUUUCAAAUACAUAUAAGAAUUCGUGAAAUGGUUGAAUUAACAAAAAAAAAAAAAAAAAAAUGAUAUACACAGUUAUAUUUUAAAUUUAAUGUUUUUAGAUGAAUUAUACCUAUUGUGUGUGAAAGUGUCUAAUUAUACAUAUAAUUGCAGAAAUGAUAUAAACGUGUGAUUUUGUGGAAAUGAUCUAGAUUUGUAUACAACAUCAGUUUAAAUCAAUAAAUUUACAUAUGUGUAUAUAUUAAAAUUAUAAAAUCAGUGUACAUAAAACAAAUUAAAUUAUACUGAUUAAGAGUAUGCAAAGUCUUAUUCUGAAUCCUUAAACAAACGUACAUAUGCAUAUAAUCCAUUGAUUUGCAUUAAAAAACGAAUGAUUUUUUUUGUCAUUAAUAAUUUCCUUAUAAGAAUCGGACAUGGUAUUUUACCUCCACACCAGCGUCCCACAUUAAAAAAAAAAUAAUUGAACUCGAUUGAAUAUUAUUGAUGUAAAGUAAAUGAUUUACCCUGAUUUGUAUACAGAAACUAUCCUUUCUCACAAAAACACUAUAUUUGUGAAGAAUUAAUAUUUUUGUCAUUGUUCACUUUUUUGCUUAAAUCUUAAUCAAUCGGGUAGCUUUGUUUACAUUUAUGUGUCUUGACUUUUAUGAUUUCAAACAAAAAGUGGAGGUGAAACGCAGUCAAAAGAGUGAUACUAAUCACUAAAGGAUUCGCGUUCAAAUUUCACAAAGGACUAUUUUUGCCAUACACCACUCCAAGUUAUAUAUUCAUCACAUCUCUAUAUUUCUCUUUAUUUCUUAACUAGAGUUAUUCUCUUUAACAAUAUUAUGUUAAUAUCCAAUAAAAAGAAAGUAUACAUACAAAUUUAAAAUAAAAACCUAAAAUUGAGAUGUAAAAAAUUAAUUAAUAUUAUUUACAUUUAAUACAAUGAUUAAAUGAGGAAACAAAAUAAACAAUAUCGAGAUAAAUCUGAUAUUUAUGUAGGAAGUUUACUUUCAAGUGUUAAACUACCCGGAAUAAUUCCCAUAGAAUGUUUCUUCUUUUUAUUUUAAAACACUAUUAUAAAAAAAAACAACAAAUUUAAUAGAUAAAGUGAAAUUAAGGAAGAGAAGGUGUUUUUGUGCCUUUUUCAAAAUAAAAUCUAUAUUAAACAAAUCUUUUUAAAUAAUAAAAAAAAGAAAACGUAUGCUAACAAGUCUACGCAUUCUAAAAUGCAAAAUUAAUCACAUUCAAAUAUAUAUACAUUUUUGAUUAAGUGAUUAGUAGAAAAUUUAGCCGUAAAAUCAAAAAGCUUGAAUGGAAAAUCGAAAUAAAAAAAAAUAUAGAGAUAAAGAAAAACAAUUUUUUGUACGAGCUCUUUUCAUUGAGAACGAAAGGAAACGGUGCUAAAUUUUAUUUUCAACAUAUACAUAGUUGCAUAUUAUAUAUACAUAAUGUAUAAGUAGUUGUAAAAUAUAGUUUUGAAAAACAAUAAUGUUACUGUUUUUUUUUGUUGUCGGUUUUCCAUUCAAACUUGAUUAAUUAUAACUAAAAUAAACCCUUUGAGUUAAAAUUAAAAAAAAAUGAAAUCGUUUAUAAAAAUUGUAAGCAAAUUUUUAUUUUUUGUCAAAGAAUACCUAUUUGCAAACACGGAUAAGAUUGUGAAUUUAAGAUUUCAAUAAAAUAUGCCAAAAAAAGAAAACAUAAGAAAUAAUACAAUUAAAAAAAAAAACAACAAAACAACAAAAUUUCCCUUUGCAAGCAAUGUUAUACAUCAUUUUUUCUCUUAAAAGUACUGUGUCGUUUGAUUAUUAGUUUUGUUUCAGAAAUUAUAGUGUAUAACAUUGUUUGCAAAACAAAAACAAAAAAAAAACGAAAUGAUAUAAUUUUUUUAUUUUUCUCAGUUCUUCUAAACAUUAAAAAACACAAGCAGAAAAAUAAAUUUAAAUUGAAAUAAUUUUAUGAAAAUUCCAUUAAAAAUUGUAGAACAGAUUUAAUUUAAAAGAAAAAACAAAAGUUGCAAAACAAAUCUAUUCAACAUUGCUAAAUGUAAAAUUGAGGUUUGAAAACAAAAAAAAAAAAAACAAAAAAAUCAAAAACCUAUUAUUAAAUUGUGAAAUUAAUACAAUUUGUAAAACAAAAGAUACAAAAUAAAGUAUUUCGAAUUCCAUGGAAGACAACUGAGAA
Eupeodes corollae is the source of this 14858-nucleotide messenger RNA. RefSeq lists its product as uncharacterized. Lineage: Eukaryota; Metazoa; Arthropoda; Insecta; Diptera; Syrphidae. Bases 962 to 5839 code for a protein of 1625 amino acids. The record is from RefSeq and is a predicted model, not a curated record. The transcript is spliced from 7 exons.